Molecule: messenger RNA, 1516 nt
Organism: Pseudovirgaria hyperparasitica
Lineage: Eukaryota; Fungi; Ascomycota; Dothideomycetes; Acrospermales; Acrospermaceae
Exons: 2
Coding region: 61-1284 (407 amino acids)
Biological process (GO): proteasome-mediated ubiquitin-dependent protein catabolic process
Molecular function (GO): proteasome binding; endopeptidase inhibitor activity
Source: RefSeq, a predicted model, not a curated record
CUCUUUUUCCUCCGCACCCAAGUCCAUAUUCGGAUUCAUUGCAACUACGCCAUUCGAACCAUGGUCCUGCCCAAUACGGCGGGCAAUCCGCUCAGUGCCGGCUCGCUCGCAGCCUUCAUGGCCGCGAGUUUGCCGUCAGAUGCAUCGCCACAGCUCCGCAAUGGACAUGAAGCAGUCGCACUUGCAGUCAACGCAUGCAUGAUAGCCGUUGGAUUUCGGCUGGUAGCCCUGGGCAAAGACCAGAAGCUUGAGAACGAGAUCAGCUCCGACAACGCCGACACACAACGACUGCCGAAGACGUGGAAUACGAGGAUACGGAGCGACGGAACAGAAGAGGGCCCACGGGAAUCAUAUGCUUUCACAUACGCACACGCCCAAUCGGCCAUGAGAUUUGAGAUCCAAGUCAACCAAUUCAGAAACAAAGCCAUGAUCCACGGCGAAGGUGUAGGCGACGACCGCACCGCGUCCUGCGAGGUCAUAAUCAAGGACUUCCUCUCCGAAUCAAGCCUGCCAAGCACACCCUCCGACACCGCAGACCCGCGCAAAACAAUCACGGACGUCUUCAUCUCGUCCGGCCGUCUGAUGGACCUCAGCGCCCUCUUCAAAGUCGCCGUCAUCCAGAAACUCGCACCGGGAAUCACAAAGCCGGGGUACUCGGAAGAGCAGCAACCCACAGCGUCCACAUCCACAACAACAACAACGGCACCAUCAGCACAAGACCAGCGCCGCGACGCUCCAGCCCGCCACGACCGGCAGCCCCUCCGCGACACAUACCUACCACAGCCGGCACGCCCUCACCCCUUCGACGACCCCCUCGCCAUGCCUCCGCGCGGCACAUCCCGUCCCCUCCCCGAACCCAUCCCCGGCUUCGACGACGAGCACGAAAUCCUCCGCGGCCCAGGACGCCUCCCGCAACCGGGUGGUGGUGGUGCUCGCGCACCCUUCAGCAUCGGACACGACGAUCUCUAUCCGCCGGGCUUAGGUCCGAACGAUCCAAUACGGCCUGGCUUCGGCGGUGGACUGCCGCGGCCAGGGGGCAUGGGCGGAGGCAUGCAUCCGACCUUUGACGAUCCCUUGUUUGGCGGCGGCGGCGGUGCGGGAGGAGGGUUAGGCGGGUAUGACCCCAGUGCGCCGCCUGGGGCGAGAUAUGAUCCUGUAGGACCUGGGGGUGCGCCAAGGGAUAGGAUGAUGGGAGGUGGUGGGAGGUUUCCUGGUGGGGGCGGUGGCAUGGGUGGACGGCCGCCGAAUCCGUUUGGGGGCUUUGGCGAUGGUGAUUUCAUCUGAUGAGCGGGUUGGGGUAGAUGGGGUUCUUAUAGCUUGUGUACGCGUGUGUGUAUGCGUUCGUAUAUCUGCAUUGUUCGUGAAAGGUAGAUGUACCUGAGGUAGAAAGAAAGGCUGCAUAGCAGAGGCAUAGGGAGAGAGAGAGAGAGAGAAAGAAGUCACCGAAGCUGUAUGGAUAAAUGAAUAUAAACCAUUUUGCAUCAUCACCUACCUACCUACCUACCUAGAUCCAAAC